This is a messenger RNA of Corythoichthys intestinalis (scribbled pipefish), 10384 nucleotides long. Its product is annotated as nucleotidyltransferase MB21D2. The transcript is spliced from 3 exons. The record is from RefSeq and is a predicted model, not a curated record. Bases 128 to 1642 code for a protein of 504 amino acids. NCBI's taxonomy places the organism in Eukaryota, Metazoa, Chordata, Actinopteri, Syngnathiformes, Syngnathidae.
CAUUGUGGCUGAGCUUGUUGAUGCUGUCCCCUGGUGUCGGUUCAGUUAGUCUACGCCCGUUUCUGCUCAUCAUCCCGGGCAGCAUCACAGCGUGAAGCACCGCCGAAACCCCCGUGGAGGAGAAACCAUGGCCGCCCCCGCUCUCUCCAGUCGGGCCGGCUCGGUGGGAAGCCUCGGGAACAGCCCCACCAUGGCUGCCGCCGCCGGCAGGGUGCCCCACGGUGGCGGCGGGCCCGAGUUGGACUUCAGGUCGGCGGCCCGCAUGGAGGACCUGAACCGCCUCAUCCAGGAGUUCAGCAAGCACGACCAACGCGAGUACGAUGACCAGCGGGCCCUGGAGAUCCACACGGCCAAGGAUUUCAUCUUCUCCAUGCUGGGAAUGGUUCAGAAGUUGGACCAGAAGCUGCCAGUGGCCAACGAGUACCUUCUCCUGUCGGGCGGCGUACGCGAAGGCGUGGUGGACAUGGACCCAGACGAGCUGAGCGUGUACGCUCGCGGAGCGGACUACGACAUGGACUUCACGCUGCUGGUGCCGGCGCUAAAGCUGCACGACCGCAACCAACCAGUCACGUUGGACAUGAGGCACUCAGCGCUAGGACACUCCUGGCUCAGCCUGCGUCUCUUCGAUGAGGGCACCAUCAGCAAGUGGAAAGAUUGCUGUACGGUGGUGGAGCACAUCAGCGGAGCUGCAAACUACUUCUUUUCGCCGACGCUGGUGGCCGACUGGUUCUACCAGGCGGUGUCGCUGGUGCUGCUGGAGGUGCAGAAGAAGCCCCAAAGGGGUGUUCCUCGCGUGGAGAAGGUGGAGCGCAACGGCACAGUAGUGUCAGUCAUUCUGGGUGUGGGCAGCAGCCGCAUGCUCUACGACGUAGUGCCUGUCGUAUCCUUCAAGGGCUGGCCUGCCGUGGCGCAGAGCUGGUUGAUGGAGAAUCACUUCUGGGACGGCAAAAUCACCGAGGAGGAGGUAAUCAGCGGUUUCUACCUGGUCCCCGCCUGCUCGCACAAGGGCAGACGGGAGAACGAGUGGCGGCUGUCGUUCGCCCGCAGCGAGGUGCAGUUAAAGAAGUGCAUCUCGCCCGGCCUCAUGCAGGCCUACCAGGCGUGCAAGGCUAUCAUCGUCAAGCUGCUGUCGCGCCCCAAGGCGGUCAGUCCUUACCACCUGCGCAGCGUCAUGCUGUGGGCAUGCGACCGCUUGCCCGCCAACUACCUGGCGCAGGACGACUUCUCCGCCCAUUUCCUUCUAGGCCUCAUCGACGACCUACAGCACUGCCUGGUCAACAAAACCUGCCCCAACUACUUCAUCCCGCAGUGCAACAUGUUGGAGAAUCUGUCGGAUGACGCCGCCGUGCUCCACGCCCGCAAGCUGUCUUCGGUGCGCUCCGACCCGGCCGAGCACCUGCGCACCACCAUCGAGCACGCCAAGGCCGCCAACAGGCUGACGGUGGAGUUGCAGUGGCGCGGCAGCACCGGCAAUCUGCCGUCGCCGCAGUCGGACGCCGGUGGGGAAAACCAGCCGGACGACCGUCUGGCCAAGAAGCUCCAGCAGCUGGUCACCGAGAAUCCCGGGAAGUCUAUUUCAGUCUUCAUAAACCCGGACGACGUCACCCGGCCGCACUUCCGCAUCGACGAUAAGUUCUUCUAAUCACGGUUUUUAUCUUCCUCUCCCACGCCGUCUAUCAGGAGUUUAUGUCCUAGCAUUCUUAGUUCUCCUUCCUCACUGUGUUCUUACCUACUGGAGGCCUUCAGACUGACAUCCAGAAAGCCAUUCGGAGGAAUCCCCCAGGUGGAAUCCAGCCGGAGAAAUCCAUCUGGAUGUCUGCUCAUCGUUCAAACAAACUUCUACAAAGUCACCUAAUGAAAUCCCCCACUUUUGACUGACCUGGAGAAAAUAAGUUUGAUUAUCAAGGAGUCUUUGUAGAGCAGUGGUUCUCAAAGCGCGGUACAAGUACCACCAAAAUUAUCUUGGCUCCCUCUAGUGGUAAGCGAAGAUUGCCAAUGACGUGUCCUAACUACAUUUUUUUAAUCCACAGGAGUGCAUGAAGUAGGGCUGCAGCUAUCAAAUAUUUUAGUAAUCGAGUAAUCGACUGAAAAUUCUAUCGAUUAAUCGAGUAAUCGGAUAAAACAUAUAUUUUUAGGUGAAGAGCAAUUAUAAAUAUACAUGAGAAAACAAGACAUUUCAUCUAAUCUUGAACCAUUUUCAGUCAAUCAAUGUCGUUAUUUUCGAUGUAUAUUGUUGAAAACAGCCAACAAUUGCAUCUCAGAUAUAACUGGAAUAAAAAAAGACUAAUUCACUGCUUUCCCUCAAAAAACUUUUAGAUCUUAUUAAAAUAUAUAUAUAUAUAUACAUAUAUAUAUAUCUUACCUAAAAAUGCCGUUACGCUUGAUAACACACAUCACUUAAAAGUUAGGAUUUUUUUCCUACGUGUUUCAAUUGAAUUUCUAUUUGUGUCAAGCCAUUUUUAAGUUCUAGUUAAGUUUUAAGUUAGUCUAAACUGUAAGUCCGGAUAGGAUUUUGAGUUUUUGCAGUGUUCAAAAUAAAUGUAUGAUACAGGCUGUAUUGGAGCACAUUAGGGACCAGUGCUACUUGGUGUUUUAUCUAUGACUACUGAGCUAAAAUUGACAGAUAGCAUUAUUGAGUUUUUAUUUUACACCCUCAUCACUCCACAACGCUAUGUUAUAUUAAAGCCUGUAUGUAAGACACGUUAGCCACGCAUCGACAGUGGUCAUAAUUAAUAGAAACCUGGCCCUCCGCAGGGCUAACGUUACGUGAGCUUGUGACAGUAACGUUAAUCUUAUUUAUUAGCGCUUAGCGCUCUUUAUUAGCGCUUAGCGCACUACUGCUUUAAGAUGGCGGCGGUUUACUAACGCUGCCCAGACACGGCCGAGUCUGUCAUUGCGCAUCUAGUUCAACAUACAUGUGAUCUCUACGAGACGCAUCAGACGCUACCUGCUACCAACUAGCAUCGUGCGGGCAAGUAUUUAGCAACGUCGGCGUCGUGUGUAGCGGCUGUCUGCUGCAGUAAGUUUUGUUGUUGUUGUUGUUUUGCUUUUUCCUCUACGCACGUAACAUCAGCGCGUUGUCCCGCAUUAAAAGUAGUCCGAGCAAAACGUGAUGCUUAGAGCUGUCAAAAUAACGAAUACUCGAGGUGAAUAAAAUUACUCGGAUCAGUUUUUAAACUCGAGUUACUCGAGUUGCUCGAGUAUUCGUUUCAGCUCUAGCAUGAAGUACUAGUCCUUCUAAAAAAUUUGCAUAUUGUGAUAAAGCUCAUUAUUUUCUGUAAUGUACUGAUAAACAUUAGACUUUCAUAUAUUUUAGAUUCAUUACACACAACUGAAGUAGUUCAAGCCUUUUAUUGUUUUAAUAUUGAUGAUUUUGGCAAAAAAGUCAAGAAAAACAAAAAGUUCCUAUCUAAAAAAAUAGCAUAUCCAGAAAAGGUACUGUAAAGAAGCUACUAACCUAAUUAAUGGAAAAAAACAAGCAAAAAAUUGACUGCACUGUAAACAGAAGCGAAAGAAGCUCAAAACUCCCAAAUUUAGCUUAAAGUGCGUAUGACACCAAAAAGUAUGUUUAUUUCAGAUUUCACGCGGUAUUUUAUGCUCCUGAAUGAAAUGGACCGCUUGGAUGUGUGUGGAAGCGACUGUUUUUAAAAAAAUUCAAUUUCUGAAUCCCGCGCCAUGAAAAUAAGUAACUUCCGGCUCCAGCCUCGAGUUGAGGACGAAUGCAAAUGUGACAUCACCCGGGUCAGCAUCUCACAAUACAUCAUUGGUUUAUAGCAUGCAGAUGGACUGCGGAUUCAGCUGAACUAAUUUGGUUAUUUUUCGCAUCACGCCAGCCAAACGGCUGCAGGGUUUUGUAGCUGCACAAGGGCGAGGCGUGUGAGGCUUUUAGGGUUUGAAAAAGUUCCCGUUCACCCCGAGAUCGGCCAAAACAAGUGUGCGACAAGGACGAGGAAGUGAGUAAACAUCGUGUUUUGUAUUAUGUUAAAUACUGGGAUCAUGGCACACGUUUUAAUACAGAGGUGGCUUACACUUUGUGGCUGACAAUGCUCCUUGUCCACCGAGAAUGCCACUCGGCCGACGACCGGCGGUUUGUCGCACACCCCUCCUCGGUCCUUCACGUGCCCGCCAGGAGAGCACUAUACUCGGCUUAUUGCCCUCUUCGUGUGCCUGUUGUUCUGUCAAAUUUUCCACGUUAUCAGAAAUUUCAACUUUGUGUUAAAAAAUGGCCGCGAAUACAGAAAUUACAAAGUACACACUACAAACUUUCUUUAAAGAAAGGAAUAUUUACUUACGUUUGAUCAUGGACGGACAUGUAGAAAAGUUCUCCUCAGACACAUCCUGCCAUGGCAGCUGCACAACAACUGCACGCCGCUCUCUCACUGUAUACGUCUUCGCCGUAUAGUUAAGCAUUAAUUUACGCCAUAUUAGUUUUGACCAUGUGGCAGCUACGCACUCCUCCGACCGGUUUGUCCGGCGGUCAUUCUCCAGUUGCAUCCCCGCAAACAAGCUUUCCUGCCCGAUGCAGUGAAACGACGAGCUGUAACUUGCUCGCCGCCAGGCGGGUUGCCGAUCGGCAGAGACAAUCGACAACCCCGCCGCUGUGUGACAUGUUCCGGAGUAGUUUUGAGUGAUUUUUUGCUUCGAAAAGCAAAAAUAAGACUUUGAGACGUCACUCGGUUCGGGUUUGCAUGUCGGCUAGCUGUUACGCAUCCUGGUUUGUUUACAUUCUAUGAAGCAGAAGCAGGGAAAUGAAAAAAGCCGGACUAAAUCCAGUGGCAUAAAAUAUCGUUCGGGAGGUGCAACAAUGAAGGUGAAGUAGACAGUUUUGACCAUUAUGGACAAAUUUUGCCAUGUCGUACUGAAUAUAUGCAUUGGUAGUAAAAUAUUUGUUAUUUUAGUGUUAUUUCAUUGCAGGCAAAAUCAAUGAAGCUAUUACUACCAAAGCAUUUGUAAUUGCAAUCAUUUUCUGGGAGAAAUUGAGCAUUAUCUGAAAGAAUUUCAGGGGUGCCAGUACUUUUGGCCAGCACUGUAUGUCCGUUGUUAUGCCAGUUAAGGGCUUUGGCGCUCUUCGGGUGUGCUUAUCAUAUCUUCUGGCCUGAUGAUACUUUUAGGUUAUGCUGUAGUUUAGGGCUGCAGCUAUCGAUUAUUUUAGUAGUCGAUUAAUCAAUGAACCAUUAGUUCGAAUAAUCGAGUACUCGGAUAAAAAUUAAAUUACCUGAGCUGAGCCUAAAACGGUAUAAAAAAUAAAUAAAUGAGGAUCUAUGUACAACAAAAGAACAAUUUGCUAACUUACAUAGAAUUUGAUAGCAUUUAAACUAGCGGACUUUUGCUAACUUUUUUACAAUGCUCUUAAAUGGUUCAGACGCAUAUUCCCUCAAAAAUAGGCUAAAAAUACCUUUAGACAAAAUAAUGAAUGCAUUAAAAAAACAUUAGCUCAAACAAAUACAUAGCUUAUGUUGGUCUUAACAGGGAGCACUUGGAUUUAGCCAUGUGAAAUGAGGAAGACUAGAAGGCAGAGUAUCCACCCAAAUGAUAAAAGUACAGGCAAACACUUUCAAAAUAAACCAUUACAACGCCACUUAAACGAAUACUCGAAGCAGCAAAAUUUAAUUGAUUAAUCGUUGCAGCACUACUUUAGUUAGUUUGAAGUUCUUUUUUAAAAUCAUAAUGUAGUUUUAAUGCUCAGAUUGUUGAUUAUAAAAUUAACUAAUACCGCUGGCUUUUUUUCAGAACAUUUUGCUUAUUACUCUAACAUAUUUUAGUAAUUUGGCUGCCAUUGACCUCCAAUUCAUUUGAAUUGGGAGGACUAACAGCGGAUGCUCACACUUCACUGCUAUUGACGCUGAAAGAUGAUCAUUCCAAACUCUCGCAGUCAAAAUUAAUUGUGACAAAUGAGGGUAGCAAUCGAAGAGCUGAGCAUUUUUUUACGGUUGUACUUGCUGUAAAAUGUUUGAGAACCACUGUUCUAGCAAAACCCACCUGGAAACAUCUACCUGGAAGAAUUUAACUGAAAAAAAAAAAAAAAAUCAACCUGAGGAAUGACGGCAAACCAGUCAGCCGAGAACUAAAGCCUAUCUUCUGAGUGUUCACCACGUCAACGUAUGGCGGUAAAAGACACCAUCACUCACUCACAAAAUCAGAAGAGUAACACAGAGUACUAUGGCCACACUGAAAACACAGAAAAACUACCAGAAAAGAUUUAAAUGCCUGCCGAUUUUGCUCUUGUAGGGUAUUUUUCUCACAAUCCGUGAUAUUUUUUUCUUCAGUGUGGCUUCACCUUGUGGGGGGUCUUUUGCUUCACAGUGUGCACCUAAAAAAAACUUAAUUCGUUGAUCACAGAAGUAGGAUUUUGUCUUACUUUUCGGAAUGAGAAAAAGAACAGUUCAAGUAAUUCCAAGUGUGUUUUUCUUGUAGUGUGAGACACUGGUUUUCAAAGCUUAAUCUUGUAUUGAUUGUUACAAACUGAAUGUUAUUUUGAAUCCACAAUGCGUGAAUGUGAUCUCAGAUGCUAUGUUUUCAACUCACGUAUUCCACGUUGGAAAAGCAGCCGGAUUGUCACCUCGAAACUUUUUUCACUGUACGAUUGUCAACAUGCGUCUUAGUUCAAAAUGUGAAUUUUCCUAGAGGGUACACACGUUUUAAUAGUCGCAAAAACCCAGCGAUUUCACGACUACUUGUUAGCAUCCAGUUGAAGUUUUGCACUGAAUGUAAAAAGCACCAACGCAGCCACACUCCUGAACUGUCAACAUUUUCAGCAGGCCAGGCAAUGAGUUAAUACUAAAUGUCUUGAUUAUUUUUAUACUUUAAAAAAAUAUUUUUUAUUUUACAUUUUUAAAUUGAAGAGUAAAGAUAAGAAAAAACAGUAUUCUUUUUUUUUAAUAGCUUCAAUAAAUGUUAAAUGGCAAAUGUUCUAUAUAAAGUUUUUUUUUUUUUUAAUUAUUAAAAACAAGGGGAUUUUGAAAAAGUUUUUGCUAUUGUUAUUUAUAAUUUAUCAAUUUAUAGCAGAAGUUCAGGACUUUUGACAUUAGACUUAAUCUUCGAGUUAGCAGGGGUUUAGUUAGUUGGUGGAGUUGAUUUCAACAAAUUCCAUUUCGUUUGUUUGCAAGUUAUUUGUUAGUUAAGGGCUCCGGAGUGGCUACGCUAGCGCGAGUCAAUGGCACCAUCAUAGCAUGCUAAUAAAAAAACGAUACAGAUCCAACUUAGUCAAACAAAUUCAAAACACAGAUCAUUGUUUCAAAACACCCAUGUGGCCAAAACAAUGUCACACCAAACUGCCGUAAUUCAUUUCAUUCUGCAGGAAUUUUUUUUAAAAUGCGUAAUAUGAUCCCAAUAAAGAUGAGUGCUUCGGUCACGCGUUCUCACGCUGCGUUCGAGGAAGGUGGGAAGUUGGCCUUAUCCCGCUCGGAGGGUACCAGUUGCGACCUUAAAGCAUUCCAAGCGAAUGUAAACAGCAAAGAUGGCUGAUCGCCACAAGUUGUUAUUUAUUUUGGCCUUCAAGCAUAGCAUGCCAAUAAAAAACAACAUAUGCACACGUGAAAAUCAUCGAUGACCUAUGCAAUCAAUAGUGUUGGCUUUGUUUUCAGGAUAAAGUUAUUAAAACUUACCAUUGCACGCAGUGCUUAAUUUGUAAACCAUAAGGUGCCGGAACGCAAAGUACAUAUGGCAGCACAGGGAUGACGAGACGGGCACAGGUCCCGGAACGUACGCUGAAAACACGACGCAAAUGCCCAGUUGCCAUGCUUUGGGACUUACAAGCCUCAAUUUCAGGUAAUAUCCAUGUUAUAAAUGUUAUGACAACAAUUCACAAUUAUUUAGCUAUACUCUGCACAGCACAGAACCACAGGUGGGACUUACAGUACACAGUCAGCAAUUAGUUUCUCAACAGGUCUAAUUUGUAAAACAUAAAAAAAUCUGAGAUUAUACCAUAUUGGCCCGAAUAUAAGACGGCCCUGAUUAUAAGACGACCCCCUCUUUUUCUAGAAUCAAGUUUGAAAAUUAAUUUUUAUACAGAAAAUAAUCACAGUACAUCUGAAACAAAUGAUUAUAACAAUAUAUUUGAGAGAAAAAGCAUGUUUUUAUGCCUCAUUCAAAUCUUAAUAUCUAAACAUUUAAAUAUGUAAACUAAAGUGCAAUCACAUUCGUAAAUGAAUGGCUUCUGGUUUUUGAAAUGUAGAUAAACCAAUCUAUUGUGAUAAAACAACAACAUUGCAAUAACUGCAUUAACCAUUACAGUGAAGUCAAACUGUAACUGUAGUCUUAACAAAUGUGAGUAAGGAAAAAUAUUGCAAUAAAAUAACUGGUUAAACUCGUGGCUGAGAUCCGUCAUGACAGACCAUCGCUUCAAUGAUAUCUGGUGCCAUCUAGCGUCGUGAAUGGGGAGAGGAGCUGAGAUCUGUCAUAACAGAACAUCGCUUCAAUGAUAUCUGGCGUCAUCUAGCGUCUUGAAUGGGUAUAAUGUCUAGACCGCGAAUAUAAGACGACCCCCUCUUUUUCAAUCUUAUUUCAAUGCAAAAAACACCGUCUUAUAUUCGGGCCAAUACGGUAAUAAAUAACACAAAACCAUUCUUUUGCGAGUUUCAUCCCCGAUAUCUUCUCUGGCUCCAAAGUUCCCACCGCCUUACAAAUUGUGCAGCCCAAACCCCAAUUUCCCAUAAGGGUACUGGCCUGUUGCUCCGACUGUUGGGGGUCAUCCUGGCUGACAGCUGGCACUGUAGCUGCCCCCCACUCCGGGUGGCGCUGAACCUGACCAGCUGCUGCCACGGUAGAAGCCUCCUGCCCCGGCUUGGCUGGCUGUCCGUGAACCUGACUAGCUGCUGCUGCGCUAGCCUCCUGCUGCACUCGGUCCCGCCCGUUAGCCUGAUCGCUGCAGCUGCCCUCAUCGCCAGUUGUUGCUUUUCUGACUGUUUUGAACCAUCAUCCUUCUUUUUGAAAAAAGACAGUAAAUGCUUUUUGGCAUGUUAAAAUACCAUUUGAUCCUGGCUGCUUGCUCCCCAGAUGCCACAAAUUUCCAAGUUCUUUUUUUGUCAGGGGUCGUAAUUUGCUGGUCCAGCUUUUCAGUGCAUCAACAAAUCUCCGACUCUUUCAAAUGACGUUAAAUUUUUAUUUUAAAAAAAAACAUGCAAUUCUUGGGAUUUGUUCUGUAAAUGAAUUUACACAUAUUAUUAUAAUUUUACUUUCUACAUUAAAAAAAACAAAAACAAAACGUUUUUAUAUUACGGUAUUGGCCCGAAUUUAAGACGGUGUUUUUUGCGUUGAAGUAAGGCUGAAAAAGAGGGGGUUGUCUUAUAUUCGCGGUCUAGACACUAGAUCAGGGGUGUCCAAACUUUUUGUAAAGGGGGCCAGAUUUGGUGUAGUAAAAAUGUGGGGGGCUGACCUUGGCUGACAGAACAAUAUAUUCAAGCAAAUUUUAGCAAGCCAUUCUGUGCGUCACAUUUGCUUCAUUAUUUUUUUAAAUGAAUAAUUUCAACAAUCUCGCAACUAGCCUCUGUGGCGUUCUCUUUUGACUCUCGGGCUCUUGCGCAAUUCUACUGUGGAAUUAAACUAGCUUCAGGUUGCUUCAAUUUCUCGCAACGUAUCUUCCCUGUAAUCUUGUCGUACAUGUCAGCGUGUCUUGCUUGGUAAUAUCGCCUCUCAGUGAACUCUUUAAAAAAGGUGACUGUCUCUUUGCAAAAGAGGCGGACACAUUUAUUGCGUAUUUUGGUGAAGAAAUAGUCCAAUUUCCACCUAUCCUUGAAGCGUUGGCCAACACAGUCAACUGUCUUUUGUUGACUAUCGCCAUUUUAGGAAAUUGGAAGGGUCACACGGGGUAGUGGGUAAAUGAGGAGCAGCAUUUAGUGUGUAAGCUACUUCAUAUGCUGGUAAAUGGUGUUAUACUUAUAUAGCGCUUUUCCACCUUUCAUGGCGCUCAAAGCGCUUUACACUAUCUCGCCAUCUACCUACUGGUGACGCAGCACCAGGAGCAACGUGUGGUUCAGUAUCUUGCUCAAGCACACUUAGACGAGUUCAUCAGGACGGAGAAUCGAACCCACAACCUCUGGUUUUGGGGGACAACUACUCUACCACUGAGCCAUGCCACCCCUGGUAGCAGUACUGCUGACCAAUUUAUUAAGUCUGUGUGCCGGCCAGACGUUAUUGAUUUUAUGACAGAGGCAGGGGGCCUGAUGAAAUUUGACCGCGGGCCGCAUUUGGCCCCCGGGCCGGACUUUGGACAUGUCUGCACUAGAUGCUAGAUGGCGCCAGAUAUCAUUGAAGCGAUGUUUUGUCAUGACAGAUCAGAUGGCGCCAGAUAUCAUUGAAGCUAUGCUCUGUCAUGAUAGAUCUCAGCUACACUCAAGUUUAACCAGUUUGCAUUAUUUUAUUGCAAUGUUUUUCCUUAUUCAGAUUU